This is a messenger RNA of Cornus florida, 1677 nucleotides long. Its product is annotated as zinc finger protein CONSTANS-LIKE 13. The transcript has 4 exons. The record is from RefSeq and is a predicted model, not a curated record. Bases 261 to 1460 code for a protein of 399 amino acids. Lineage: Eukaryota; Viridiplantae; Streptophyta; Magnoliopsida; Cornales; Cornaceae. Gene Ontology annotation, molecular function: protein binding; zinc ion binding.
AAAAAUCAACGAAGACUGUCGAGAUACUUCUUCCUAAUCCUACACAAAAUAUGAAAACGAUAAGGUUUUUUUCAACAAAAUCUCCCCUCUCUCUCUCUGACAUAUACAUUACCCAUACACUUCCAUUCUUGCAACGCAAGAAUGGCUGAGUAGCCCCUUUUCAUUUGCACUCUCUUCCGAUUUUCACAAUCUUUACUGACUCACUCUCCUUCUCUACAAAUUUGAAGCAUUAGAUAUAUAUAUAGAGAGAGAUAGAGGACAUGAGUGAUUCUGCAACACAUCCACAUGCUAGAUUGAGGGAACAAAGAGAGAGAUUGGUUGAUGAAGACAAAGAACAGCGAAAUGUGAAGAAGACCCAGAAUCGAAUCUGUGAUUUCUGUGGUGAGUCUUUAGCUCUCUUGUACUGCAGAGCCGAUUCGGCCAAGCUCUGCUUCUCUUGCGACCGUGAAGUCCAUUCCACAAACCAGCUCUUCACCAAGCACACCCGGUCGCAGCUCUGCGACUUGUGCGAUUCAUCCCCUGCUUCGUUUCUCUGUUCCACAGAGAACUUGGUUCUCUGCCAGAACUGUGAUUGGGAAAGACAUGGUCGAUCUUCGUCGUCUCUUCACGAUCGUAGGCCUCUCGAGGGGUUCACUGGGUGUCCAUGUGUGACUGAGUUGUUGACGGUUCUUGGGUUUGAAGAUUUGGGGAAAAAAGCUUUACAAUCUGGUGGUGGUGAUGAUGGGUUGGUGGGGUCUAGGGUUUAUGGGUCUUUCGAUGGGAAUGAUGAGUUUGCAGAUUUGUUGGUUUGGGACACUCCUUCAUUUGUUAGUCUUGAUGAUUUGAUUGUUUCCACUAAUUCUGAGCACAAUUUUCAGGCUAUGGGGGUUCCUCCUCCACCAAAGAAUCGUAAUGCUGCUACUGGGCAAUACAAGAGAGAAAUACUGAAUCAGCUUCGUAAACUGACAAAGUUGGAACCAGACUUCAUUGAUGGUAAUGGGGAUGCUGAACCCCUUAUGGGAUUUCAAUCCCUGGUACCUGAAGAAGACCUUCAUCCAGGAAGUAUGUAUGUGGACUUUGGACAUGAUGCAGUGCCAGAUGCGAUUCCUUCUUAUGAGGCAUGUGCAUUGAAGUGGUGCAGUGAUGAUGGUGAGCUUUCAAAUAAAGGUCUUCAUUCUAUGUUGAGCUACAGUGAGGAAAAUUAUUUGGUUCCUGAGAAAGAUUCAGAUAUUGGUGGCUGUGUAAGUCAUGUCGAUGGUGGUCAUGAAGAGGGAUUACAUCAUCACAUUGUCACUGAAACCGUGCAAGUCCUUCCCAAAGUUACUGCACUAGCCAGCCAGGAAAGAGGAACUGCACUCUCCCGGUACAAGGAGAAGAAGAAAACUAGGAGGUAUGAUAAGCACAUCAGAUAUGAAUCGCGGAAGGUUCGAGCAGAAACGAGAACAAGAAUUAAGGGACGAUUUGCUAAGAUCGAUCACUAAAAUAGUGGUAUGCAUUGACAACGUCAGGUUAUGCAUGAAUAGUAAUUUUCAUAUUAAUUCCCAAAAAACAAAUAUAUAUACUUUUCUUUGUGUAGGCGAAUUAUUUAUUUGUUUUCUAAGAUAUUAGUUUGUGAAGCCACUGCUUUGAAUGUACUUGGGUUUCUUAGUUCAACUAAAUGUGAAAUCUGUGGUAUAUGUAGAUUUAUUUUUGUUGUAA